CGGGCCGGGCGGGCCCCAUGGGCGGGUGUGUGGGCUCCCACCACGACUCCUCGGGCAGCCUCAACGAGAACUCGGACGGCACCGGAGUUGCUCUCGGUCGUAAUCAGCCCUUGAAAAAAGAGAAACCGAAAUGGAAAAGUGAUUACCCCAUGACAGACGGACAGUUGCGCAGCAAGAGAGACGAGUUUUGGGACACAGCACCAGCUUUCGAAGGUCGCAAGGAGAUUUGGGAUGCCCUCAAGGCGGCUGCACAUGCUUUCGAGAGCAAUGAUCACGAACUGGCACAAGCAAUCAUUGAUGGUGCAAACAUAACACUACCACAUGGUGCUCUUACAGAGUGUUACGAUGAACUGGGCAACCGGUACCAGCUUCCCGUCUACUGCCUCGCCCCACCUAUCAACAUGAUAGAGGAGAAGGGCGACCUGGAGACUCUGGAUAUUCCUGAUCCCCCACCCAAUUCAGGGCACGAAUGUCAGCUUCGUUUGCGCCUGUCCACAGGCAAAGACCUCAAACUCAUGGUCCGCAGCAUGGACACGGUGUACCACAUGAAGAGGCGGCUGCACGCGGUGGAGGGAGUGGAGCCGGGCAGCCAGCGCUGGUUCUUCUCGGGCAGGCCGCUGGCAGACAAAAUGAAACUGGAGGAGCUGAAAAUCCCAAAGGACUACGUGGUGCAAGUCAUCGUGAGCCAGCCCUUAGCAAAUCCCACCCCGGUGGAAAACUGAUUUCUGCUUGUUCGUUGAUUCUUCUUUCCUCCGUCUCUGUCAUGGGGUUUGUUUUCACUGCCCACUCUCUUCUGUCGGUUUGUCCUGCUAAUGGAUUGGUUCCAAGAAAUGACCAGCAAAAAUUCCAUCUGUGAUGGAGAUCUGCAAAAACAAAAUAUAAAAACGUAAACUGGGCUUUGGGGGUUGCCUGAUCUCGUACUUAACACAACAGCAGGCAGCACAGGGCAAGGGCAAAGGAAGGGGAAGGGAAAAGGGAGGAGGGGAAAGGAAGGAGGGAAGAGACUGUAGUUCACUUAAUACAAAAAUGUAAUGAUUCUUAAAACUGUAGGUGGUGUUGUGAUCCAUAGAGCCAGAGCAAGAGAGAGCACUUUUAUUUAAGAAAAAAAAAUAUUAAAUUAAUCAAUUUCUAAAUGUUCAUAUCAGCACCACGUACAGUUGAUGCAAGAAUGGCAGCUGCCCUGGGGAGGUCCCACGCUGCGUGUUCAUGGGGGUCCUGGCUGGUGUGACCUGACUCUCCUGCUUUGCCCAGGCACGGAGCGGGGCUGGGGGCUCGGUCUCUGUCCCCCGUGGGCAGCUCCUGGCGAUGCUCAGACCAAGCAAUUGUACAUUCCAAGAUGGCAACGCAGUCCUGUGCCAUUGCUGGCUCCCGAGCUGGGAAGGCAGCCCGCCGGAGCCUUAGGCAAUAACUUAGUCAAUGUAUACUCUCACGUACUGUACUGUAAACUUACUUGCUACAAGACUGACUUAGCCCGAAGUUUACUGGCUCACUGGCACCUGAGGACUUGCCUGCCAAGUUACUGUAUGUCACUCAGAUCGUUAAGAGGCUUUUAUCAGGCUUAGCUAAGGGGGGUGAUGCGCUGGUCUGCGGUGGGUGCAUCACCGUUGUCAAAUGGCACCAGUGUCACACGUCCAGGGUAAACUGCAGUUGCACCCAGAUGCAGUGGAUUGCAACUCUGCCUGCUUGGAUCCUAGAGGGCACAAAGGUGAGAAAAAGGUGAGGAGGACCCCACAGCACACGGCUUUCAGCUUUUCGUGUGAGUGUCAUUUGAAGCGGCAGCCAGUCCUCUAGCUCUGGUGAGUCUCCAGCCAGGACAACUGGAGGUAUUCUCACCAACAUGCACCCGUGGCCCAGAGCAUGACACUGGUUUCACAGCCAGUGCUUUCCCUUCAGAAUAUAAGAGGAGCCCUUUUGGCAAACGACAAAUCCUUUUGUAGUCUCAAAAAUUUGAAUCGGAGCGUAUUUUGAGGGGGGGAAUCUAAUUUCUUAUUCCCUCAGUUAGCGAUGCUCUCUCUGUUCCGUUGGCUGCUCUGCACCCCUUUCCGUAAUGCCUUUGCUUGAGAUCAAAUGCCCUGUUCCUUUUAAACAUGAUCUCUAGUUUGCUUGACUUUUUUCAGCCAUCACUGAAAUGACUUCACUUCUUCCAAAGUCAAAUGUGCUAUUCAGCUAUGAAUAGCCUAUUUUUAUUGGUUUCUGUCUUCCCACUCUGAGUCAAUGGUCUAAAGCUACAGUUGUCCCAGCUCUAUCUCGUCUGCUGGUGAAACUGGUGGGUUACACUGACAGUUUUAAACUUACUACUUUUGUCCCUUCAUUAAUUCCACUGAACUGGGUUUCUUGGACUCGAAGGGAGUUCUUGCUCUGUGAGCAUCAGCGUAGAGCCAGGACGAGCAGAGGUCACUCGUGCAGCAUCUCGAGUCUUUCCCAGCAGGUGGAAGCAGGCGCAGGAUUUACAUUGAUGGUCGGAAAACAGAUCCACGUUCUAUAUGCAUUUCCCACCCUUCCCCAGAUAAAUACAGCUUGCUUUUUGGUCCCUGUGUUGUAUUAAGCCCGUGGUUUUCUGAGAGCUCCUUUAGCCCCAGUUUGGUGCAGGAUGACUGAAGUGCAGUGGCAGAGCUGCGUAAAGGAAAAUUAGUUCCCUGUUCUCAUAAGCACCAAAGUGACUUGGUUUUCUUUUUUUCUUUUUAAAGAUUAAAUCGAAGCUGAUAAAUACUAAUCUAUAACAAAAGUUUUCUAUUGUGGAGUUUUUUUAGGACAUAUCAUUUACUAUACUGGGUUUUCACAGCCACAUCUUUUGCAUUCCAGAGGGGGGAAAAAAUAUUUGAUACAGAAACAACUCAAAAAAACUCAGAUUUUCACUGGGCAAAGGAUGGUUUUAUGCCAGGAAGACACUACUUGUCUCAUAAGGCGUAACGUACAUCUCUGUAUAAAUGAUCUUUACGAUGUCAUUUCCCUGCAGUCCUUCCUGGGUGGGGGGAAAUCGUGAUGGAUUAAGGAGGAGCAAACCAGGGUGACAGUUCUGUAACUGUGAACACUAAAACACUACUUUUUUUUGUAGUAUAUGUUUUGUUGAUUAUUUUUUUUUCUUUUUCUAGUUUCAGUCAGGUAAUUGUCACCAUGUUCUGUUUUUGAGACUACAGUGUGUAGGAGCUGGGAAAGCUGCUUCUUUCCCUCUCCCCCCUCUUAGUCGGAAAAGAUUCAGUUUUAUUAUGCCGUAAUAGGUGACCAUGUUUUAUAUUAAUUGCUUUUAUGUCGGGGAGCAAGGUGAUGAUCUGAAGGCCGUGUUGUGAGUGGGCUUUCCAUAGAGCAGAGAAUUGGUUCAUGAAAAUAAUUUUUCUCUAACAGCCUCCCCCCUCCUACCCUUUAAGCACAUAUCUAAAACUGAAGAAAUUCAAUGGUAAAAUGCUGUUAUAGGCAAAAGUGAGGACUUUUCAACCUCUUCUGUAUAAAAUGACAGAUGUGCUGAGCACAUACCGUGCUGGAAACAAAUUCUACAAGAUUUGUAUUAGGAACAAAUUCUAAGUUUCAAAAUAUAUCUAUAUGUAAAAAGCAUGUUGACCAACAUAUCCCCUGUGUCUGACUAGAGGUUGCAAUAUACGUUGAGAGAACUGUCAUUUCUGUCACUGAAAUGCCUUGUCUUUGUCAUAGGAGGUGGUUUUUGGUGCAAAGGCCAGUGUGGGAAGCCAGGCUGUGGCUCCCGUGGGACUCGUGCGGGUUCCCGGGGCAGAGCCAGGCUCCCGGUGUGCCCGGAGGAGGAUGGAGGGACGGAGGAAGGCUCAUUGGUUGCAGAGCAGAGUAGUCACGGCUGAAGUGAGACUAACAAAGCACUAAAGCACUGUUCAGCUGGCAGCCCCAGGACCCGUGCGGGUCUCUGUGGCCAACACCAGUGGCUGCUCAUGGUGGGGAUGGCUAGGAGCCCGCUGGGCUCUGGUGUGCCAGCUGGUGUGCUACCCCCUGCCCUGCCGUGCCUUGGGUGUAGUUGAAGCGAUGCAACAGGUUUUGUAACGCACACGGCCGUGAGCUGCAAUGCCAAGUACAGACAAGUGAGAAAUAGUAAUAUUUCUGUUAUUAUUAUUUGUUAGACCCUUCAUCCCUUUGUGUCAUUCCUGAUUAGCUCUGCCUGUGAACUGGUGCCGGUAGAUAAGGUUUUUUACCACGUUAGUGACAGGUCUGUUUGACGUGAUUCAGAUUUUUAUACACUUUAUCGUUGCUUCUGCCUGACCCAGAAGUAAUAACCUGGUGAAAGUCCACGCUCCAGAACAGCUCGAAAGGCAGAGAGGCAGGAACACACACGUAGUCUGCUGGGGAGAGGGAGCUCCAGAAACCCCUCAGAUGCUGUAGGCACGUUGCUCAGUGCGCUGCAGAAGGUCGUCUUCCAAAGCUGCUCCUUCAGAGCAUCCAGCUCCUAACGGUUUCAUUGACUUCCUUGGCUCUUUGUGCAUCACAGUUUAUUGGUGUCCUCUGCCGAAAACACAGCUCGGAAUAGCUGCACUGCAAGAACUUUGUAGUUUUCAGAAACCCUUUGCUUCUCUGGAUCUGGGAAGUAUUUUUGAAAAUUAAAUGAUGCGAGUCAGCAGUGUUAUGAGUUGGGUUUUUUAAUAGACUCCCAAUCCUAAAAGUAGUAGUAACAACAACAACAAAAAAACCUCGCCCCAGGAGCAACCAAACAAAACUCAGCUCCUCUUUGCUUUUCACAGAAAGUUCCAAAGUUGCUUUGGGGAGGAGAGGAAAAGGGUUCACUGGAGCGACAAGGGAACACACGGCAACGUGGGUAACCCUGGUGAAGCAGAUGGCCGGUUGAUAAAUAUUGCUGUAGUGUGACAUGCUUCUGCAUAUAUAUCCAUUGUUAGUAAAUAAUGUAAAAACUUUUGAAAAACUAUUAAAAAAAGCCUAUCUUAGUUUGUUACAAUGGUGGGAUGCUUUUAGCCAUGGAGUUUUGAAAGCAUUUUAGCCGUGUAAGUGUUGACGAAUUGAAUGCUGUACGUUUCUCCAAUUCUGUCUUCUUCAGAAGCAUUAAGUGGUAGCUACAUUUCUGACUCUUGAUCUGUAUUUUACAAACUCUUUUCUAUGUCACUGUAAAUACAUCCAAGGCCCUGCACCUUAUGCAGAGAAUGUUUACAUUUAAAAAAAAAAAAAAAGAUUUUGUUGGCUUUUUCA
Messenger RNA from Calidris pugnax (ruff), 5154 nucleotides. RefSeq names its product ubiquitin domain containing 2 (gene UBTD2). Gene Ontology annotation, molecular function: protein binding. The coding region runs from base 18 to 722 and encodes 234 amino acids. NCBI's taxonomy places the organism in Eukaryota, Metazoa, Chordata, Aves, Charadriiformes, Scolopacidae. The transcript has 3 exons. The record is from RefSeq and is a predicted model, not a curated record.